GCUGACUGGUUCCAAUUUUUCAUAAAUCUUUUAAUGGGCUAAAAAACCUAUGAAGCCCAUUUAGCUUACAAAACUGAAAACCCCAUUGUCCGGGGGUCAACAGAAAUCUGACGUCUUAAUCCAACGGCUUAAAAAAGUCCAAUCGAACGGCUCAAAAAAGAAAGCUGUAGUUGUAAGGUAAUAAGACAAAAUAGCACCAGUUUCUCUUUCUCCCUCCAUUUUCAGUAAUAAGCAUUCUAUUUUUCUUUGUUUUAUUGAUAGAGAAAUAGCAAACAAGAGAACCCAUUCUUCUUUACCAAAAAUUUUACAUUUUUUUUCUUCGAAUUCCUGGAUAAGCUCAAAGGCUUCGAUCGUACAGAGAGAAAAAAAAACCAUGGUGAAACCGAAAGUUUUACUAUUUCCCGGAGAAGACACGCCGGAACAGAAACCACCGUCGCCGUCUACCGAAGAUCAAACUCGAGAGAGUAGGGUUUACGGCUCUGAGAAUAUGGUAAUGGGAGGGGAUUCAGUAGAAUCAGACGUUACUGAGCUAAACAGUGAAGGGUAUAUCAAAAUCCUAGACCAGAUUCAUGAAAAAGCUUCAUCAAUUUUUGAGUUUUCGCUUCACUUUGAUGAUGUCAGUGACUCGCUGGAGAAGAGGGAAGAACGUCUGAGAGUGGUUGAAAUGAAGGAGAAGGAGAUUGGUUUGCUUGAAGAGUCAGUAUCUCGUAGGUUAAGUGUUUUAGAGGAGAAAGAGAUAGAGUCUGAUUUGAGAUUGGUCAUUGAAGCAAGCAUCAUGAGAUUGGUGCUUGAGAAGCAGAGUGAAUAUGUAGUGACACACCUUAAAACACAGGAGAAUAAGCUUGGUUUGCUUCUCCAUUCGACAACGAAAAAACUUGAAGAUUUGAUGAGUGAGUUUGACGGAAAGAAAGAGGAAGCUUGCCGGAUUUUUGAGAAGUUUUGUGAGCUAGAGAAGGCAGAGAAGGAGUUUGAAAUGAAACAAAGAGCUGAGACUGAGAGACUGAACGAGGAAAGUGAAGCAAGGGAGAAGGAGCUCAGGGAACUUGAAGAAGCUGUCAAAGAGAAGACUGCUGAAUUGAAGAGAAAGGAGGAGACUUUUGAGCUGAAACUGAAAGAAGAAGCUGACAGAUUGAAUGAGGAGACUGAACUGAAGAGAAAAGGUCUUGAGAUUAAGGAGAAGACACUGGAAAAAAGGCUGAAAGAGCUUGAGCUGAAGCAGAUGGAACUAGAAGAAAGAUCAAGACCACAACUUGUGGAAGCAGAGUCUCGAAAGAGAUCCAACCUUGAAAUUGAACCUCCCUUGUUGGUAAAGAAUGAUGAUAGUGACGUUGAUUUUCUUACUCCUCAAGCCAAAAAACAGAAGUCUCAGGAAGCAAAUGAUGGAGACAUUGAAGGAAUUGUCUGCACAGAUGAAACUGAUAAGGAUCCUAAACCACUAACUUGUCUCGAUACAAAGUUUAGUGAUUUUAGCAAGUCAAUGAGCUCUUUUGCUGUUGAUCAAGUAUGGGCUUUAUAUGAUCCUAGAGAUGAUAUGCCUAGGACCUAUGUCCAGAUCAGGGAAAUUUUUGACUCCCAGUUGAGUUUGCAGGUGACAUUGCUUGGACCUGUCAAAACUACAACAGGUGAGCAGUCUAUUCUCAGUGGUUGUGGGAGAUUCGAAUAUGGAGAUACAGAGAUCAAGAGCCACUUGAUGUUUGCUCAUGAGAUGGAUCACAUCAAAUGUGCUGAGAAUGUCAUUGUCAACCCGAGAAAAGGCGAAACAUGGGCUCUAUUCAGAGAUUGGAAUGCAAGUUGGAACAGUCAACCAGAUCUGCACGAGCCUCCUUAUAGAUACGACUUUGUUGAAGUCAUCUCUGAGUUUGAAGAUCUUAUAGGCAUUCUAGUGGCCUAUAUGGGGAGAGUUGAAGGAUUUGAAUCGGUAUUUAACCGUGCUGAGCAGCAUGGAUACAUCAAGAUUGUGAUCCCACCAGGGGAAAUGCAGAAAUUCUCUCAUAAAGUUGAAUCUGUUAAAUUGAGUGGAAAGGAGGAAGAAGGAAUCCCAUUUACGUCUUUCAAGCUAAACCCUGCUGCUAUUCCGAGAUACUAUCAUGUGCUUGAGGAGGUAGUGGAAACGAAAAUACAAAUUAAAGCUCCAACGGUUGUACAUCAAAAUGGUUCCACAAAAGAUCUGCCCAUAAUAAUAGAUUGAGGGAUUCAAGUCUGGUUGUUCACCUUUCUUAUCUAUGCAAAUAUAUAUAUCUAUGUAGAGUGCCACUGGUGAUGGCUUUAGAUGUUGCAGGAAGUAGUGAAACUGUAAUCUUUUUGGUUUGUUUCUGUUUUCUCUAUGAACCUGUCUAUCUUUGAAAACUUCUUUUGUUCUAAAUGAAAGAGAAUGCUUCGACAUAA
This is a messenger RNA of Arabidopsis lyrata subsp. lyrata, 2385 nucleotides long. Its product is annotated as daple-like protein. The transcript has 2 exons. NCBI's taxonomy places the organism in Eukaryota, Viridiplantae, Streptophyta, Magnoliopsida, Brassicales, Brassicaceae. The record is from RefSeq and is a predicted model, not a curated record. Bases 374 to 2188 code for a protein of 604 amino acids.